Molecule: messenger RNA, 768 nt
Organism: Morus notabilis
Lineage: Eukaryota; Viridiplantae; Streptophyta; Magnoliopsida; Rosales; Moraceae
Exons: 3
Coding region: 114-407 (97 amino acids)
Biological process (GO): mitochondrial respiratory chain complex IV assembly
Cellular component (GO): mitochondrial inner membrane
Source: RefSeq, a predicted model, not a curated record
CCCAUAUAAACUCCCAACAAAAACCCAACCGAACAAAUCUUCCUUCUUUUUCAUCUCAAAAGAAAUUUUAUUUAUUCUUUAAUUGAUUAUAUUUCUGAUAAAUUUCAUCAAAGAUGGCGGAACCUAAGAGCAAAUUUGAAUCUAUUAGGGAGUGGGUCUCGGAACAUAAGCUUCGAACUGUUGGGACUCUUUGGCUUAGCGGAAUUGCGGGUUCAAUCGCAUACAACUGGUCGCAGCCUAAUAUGAAAACAAGUGUUAAGAUUAUUCAUGCUAGGCUGCACGCACAGGCUCUUACGCUAGCUGCAUUGGCGGGCGCAGCGGUGGUUGAAUACUACGACCAUAGAACAGGAAAAAAGGCCGAUCACUAUGCCAAGUUCCUUCAAAAUUCUUAUCCUCACAAGGACUAAAAAGUGCCGUUUUUAAUAGAACAUGCAUCUGUGGAACGUCCUUUAGGGAUAGUAGACAGAGAAGAAAUAAAAGUAUUUGUCAGCAAGUAUUUACACAUUUUCCCAGGAGCUCUAUUGAGUUAGUUUUGCAAUGGUAUAGUUAGCUGUUAUAAGGAUGUGCAGGGAGAGACACCUGAGUGCUGAGACAAGUCCUAAUUAUUGAUUUUACUAACCAAGAGUUUGUUUAGAAGUGAUAGGCUUCUUUUCUUCUUGGCCGCCAUAUUUUGGACAAUGUUCUUGAUGCUUUUGAAUGAUUGAAACCUAUUUUAUCAAUUUUCUGUAUUGUGAAAUGUGAAUGAAAAAUAAUAGCGCUUCGCAGCAA